Messenger RNA from Impatiens glandulifera, 3235 nucleotides. RefSeq names its product vacuolar sorting protein 39-like. Gene Ontology annotation, cellular component: cytoplasm; membrane. The record is from RefSeq and is a predicted model, not a curated record. The transcript is spliced from 12 exons. NCBI's taxonomy places the organism in Eukaryota, Viridiplantae, Streptophyta, Magnoliopsida, Ericales, Balsaminaceae. Gene Ontology annotation, biological process: intracellular protein transport; vesicle-mediated transport; endosomal vesicle fusion. The coding region runs from base 68 to 3088 and encodes 1006 amino acids.
GUUUCAGAAAUCACAACCAGAGAAGACCGGAGGGGAGGUAAGAGAGAGAGAGAGAUAAACAGGUAAGAUGGUGCAUAAUGCUUACGAUUCCUUCGAGUUAAUCCGUAAUUGUCCAACGAAGAUAGAUGCCGUCGAAUCCUUUGGUUCUAAGAUAUUUCUCGGCUGUUCAGAUGGAUCAAUUCGGAUCUACGCCCCUGAAUCCGUCUGCUCCGAGAACUCUCCACAGCCUGAUUAUCGAAAUGUUCAAUCCCUUGAGCUGCUGAAAGAGCCAUAUAUAUUGGAGAGAACUGUCAAUGGAUUCUCUAAGAAGCCGCUUCUGGCGAUGGAGGUUCUUGACUCUAGGGAACUGUUACUUUCUCUCUCAGAGUCGAUCGCAUUUCACCUUCUCCCGAACUUGGAGACCUUCGCAGUUAUUACCAAAGCAAAAGGUGCGAAUGUCUACUCGUGGGAUGAUCGGAGAGGAUUCUUGUGCUUCGCUAGGCAAAAGAGGGUGUGCAUUUUCAGACACGACGGAGGUCGAGGGUUUGUGGAGGUCAAAGACUUUGGUGUUCCUGAUACGGUCAAGUCGUUGUCUUGGUGUGGAGAGAACAUUUGUUUGGGGAUUAAAAGGGAAUACAUGAUACUUAAUUCCACAAAUGGUGCAUUAUCCCAGGUAUUCCCAUCUGGAAGAACUGCCCCACCAUUGGUGAUUACUCUUCCAUCCGGAGAAUUACUGUUAGGAAAGGAUAAUAUUGGGGUGCUUGUUGACCAAGGUGGGAAACUUGUGCAAGAAGGCAGAGUUUGUUGGUCUGAGGCUCCUACAUCCAUUGUUAUACAGAAUCUGUAUGCAAUUGGUCUCCUACCAAGACAUGUUGAGGUACGGUCCCUCCGAAAUCCUUAUCCUUUGAUACAGACUGUUGUUCUUCGCAAUGUCCGGCAUCUUCGUGAAGGUUCCAAUACCAUAAUUAUUGCCCUGGACAACACUGUUUAUGGAUUGUUUCCUGUUCCUCUUGGCGCUCAGAUUGUGCAAUUAACGGCAUCAGGAAAUUUUGACGAGGCUUUGGCUGUAUGUAAAUUACUGCCACUGGAGGAGUCAAGCCUUCGAGCUUCUAAAGAGCAGUCAAUUCAUAUAAGAUAUGCUCAUUCUUUGUUUGAGAAUGGGAACUAUGAAGAAGCCAUGGAACAUUUUCUAGCAUCUCAAGUAGGAAUCACAUAUGUGCUUUCUAUGUAUCCAUCCAUUACCAUUCCCAAAUUGGCAACAACUUCAGAACCGGAAAAAAUUGUGGAUAUAACUGGAGAGUCUGCCUUCCUCUCUAGAAGUUUAUCUGGUUUGUCAGAUGAUAUGGAAUCCUCAUUACCUGCAACUCAGAUAGUUUCUGAAGAGAUCACGACCCUUGAGUCCAAGAAACUGAACCAUAACACUCUGAUGGCCCUUAUCAAGUUCUUACAGAAGAAAAGACACAGUAUAAUUGAACGAGCUGCUGCUGAAGGAACUGACGAGGUUGUUUCAGAUGCUGUUGGAGAUAACUUUUUAUCUUAUGAUGCUGGAAGUUCUAAGAAAUCUACAAAGGCUCGAAUGAAUAUUACCAUUAGUUCAGGUGCCAGGGAAAUGGCAGCAAUAUUGGACACGGCGCUAGUCCAAGCUCUUAUCAUGACUGGACAAUCUAAAGCUGCAGUAGAGCUACUUAAAAGUCUUAAUUACUGUGAUGUAAACAUUUCUGAAGAGUUUCUGCAGAAAAAGAAUGAGUACGUCUCUCUACUUGAGCUGUAUAAAAGCAACUCAAUGCACGAUGAAGCUCUUAAACUUUUACAUCAUUUGGUAGAAGAAUCCAUGUCAAACCAGUCAAAAACUGAGCUUCCUCAGAAGUUCAAACCUGAGAUGAUCAUUGAGUAUCUGAAGCCUCUUUGUGUGUCAGAUCCCAUGCUAGUAUUGGGAUCAUCAAUGGUUGUGCUUGAAAGAUGUCCAACACAAACAAUUGAGCUUUUUUUGUCUGGAAACAUUCCAGCCGAUCUUGUUAACUCUUACUUAAAGCAGCAUGCUCCAAAUCUGCAGACAACAUAUUUAGAACUUAUGCUCUCUAUGAAUGAAAAUGGAAUGUCUGGAAAUCUGCAAAUUGAAAUGAUACAAAUCUAUCUCUCUGAAGUUCUUGAUUGGUAUGCUGACCUAAGCACUCAACAGAAAUGGGAUGAGAAAGAUUAUUCCCCAACAAGAAAGAAAUUACUGUCUGCUUUAGAGAAUAUCACAGGGUAUAAUCCUGACUUGAUAUUGCAUCGUCUUCCAAAAGACGCCCUCUAUGAAGAACGUGCCAUUUUAUUGGGUAAAAUGAACCAGCACGAGCUUGCUUUAUCUAUACAUGUCCAUAAGCUUCAUCUUCCCGAGCUGGCACUGUCCUAUUGUGAUCGCAUUUAUGACUCCACACUUAACCAACAUUCUUCUGCAAAGGCUAACGGCAUUAUAUACCUUACUCUUUUGCAAAUCUAUCUGAACCCCAAAAGGGCGACGAAAAACAUUGAGAAGCGAAUUACCAAUCCUGUAUCGCUUCAGAGAGUGGGUUCUCCAAAGUCUAAAUUGAAAGGGAGUCGCUCAGUUAAGAAAAUAGCGGAAAUAGAAGGUGCAGAGGAUAAACGUUUCAGUCGUAAUAAUAGCAUUGACAGCGCGAGAAGUGAUGUGGACACAGACGGGACUAUUGAGGAAGUAGGAGCCUCUAAUAUUAUGUUGGAGCAGGUUCUUGAUCUGUUAAGCCGAAGAUGGGAUAGAUUUAAUGGUGCUCAAGCCUUGAAGCUAUUACCAAGGGAAUCUAAGCUUCAGAACUUUCUUCCUUUUCUUGGACCUCUUAUUAGAAAAUCAAGUGAAACAUACAGAAACCUGUCUGUUAUCAAGAGUUUAAGAGGAAGCGAAAACCUGCAGGUGAAAGACGAACUUUACAAACAUAGAAAAACACAAGUGAAGAUUACAAGUGAUUGUAUGUGUUCGCUCUGUAACAAGAAGAUAGGCACCAGCGUUUUUGCAGUCUAUCCUAACGGCACAACGCUAGUGCAUUUAGUAUGCUUUAGAGACUCGCAGAACAUGAAGGCUGUCGUGAAGAACAAUCCUAGACGGAGAAGAUGAGGAAAAAACAAAUCUUUCAGGUUGGUGGCUGACUAUUAAUUAAUUAAUUAAUUGUUUGUUCAAAUAAGUUUAUCAUGUACAAUCUUGAAAAUAUAUGAACCAUAUAUAUGAAUCAUCAUCGAAAAUGAAACUAGACACACUAUUAGA